Molecule: messenger RNA, 1361 nt
Organism: Zophobas morio
Lineage: Eukaryota; Metazoa; Arthropoda; Insecta; Coleoptera; Tenebrionidae
Product: medium-chain specific acyl-CoA dehydrogenase, mitochondrial-like
Exons: 7
Coding region: 90-1343 (417 amino acids)
Biological process (GO): medium-chain fatty acid catabolic process
Cellular component (GO): cytoplasm; mitochondrion
Molecular function (GO): medium-chain fatty acyl-CoA dehydrogenase activity; flavin adenine dinucleotide binding
Source: RefSeq, a predicted model, not a curated record
UAUCUAUUCUUAGUGCGUUGAUUGUAUAAUAAAAGUGUUAACGUUUUGUGGUUGUUUUUGCUCCCGGAGGUGUACUUUACCGCUUCUAAAUGGCAUCUUUUAUCCAAAAGGUACUGACUGCUACAAGAGGUACGACCCAGCGCACUUUCUCUCUUAGUGCUAUUCAAAGUGCGGCACACCCAAAUGGGUUCAAUUUUGGUUUGAAUGACACCCAGCGAGAAUUUCAAGCCGUGGCGCGAAAAUUUGCCAGAGAAGAGAUAGUACCGGUGGCGGCCCAGUUUGACAAGACUGGCGAAUACCCGUACGAACUUAUCAAGAAGGCAUGGUCUCUGGGUUUGACCAACGGGCACAUCCCUGAAAAUAUUGGGGGCUUGGGGCAGAGUGUGUUCAAUAUUUGCUUAACCGGUGAGGAGAUAGCGUUUGGUUGUACUGGAAUUUUCACCGCCAUUGAUUCGAAUAACUUAUCGCAACUACCUCUAGUCAUUGCUGGUAAUAAAGAGCAACAGAAAAAGUACUUGGGGCGGAUGGUCGAAGAACCACUGAUAUCGGCUUACGCCGUCACCGAGCCCGGGGGCGGUUCCGACGUGGCGGGCGCCAAAACCCGCGCCGAGAAAAAGGGCGACGAGUGGAUCCUCAACGGUCAGAAGAUGUGGAUUACGAAUGGAGGCGUAGCCAACUGGUACUUCGUCCUCGCCCGCACCAACCCCGACCCCAACUGCCCCGCAGGUAAAGCCUUCACCGGCUUCAUCGUCGAGCGCGACUUCCCCGGCGUCACCCCCGGCCGCAAGGAGCUCAACAUGGGUCAGCGCGCCUCCGACACCCGGGGCGUGACCUUCGAAGACGUGCGCGUCCCCAAAGAGAACGUCCUCCUCGGUGAAGGCGCCGGUUUUAAGAUCGCUAUGGGUACUUUCGACAAGUCGCGGCCUUCGGUGGCUUGUGGGGCCGUGGGGUUGGCGCAGCGGUGUCUGGAAGAGGCCACCAAGUACUCGCAGGAGCGCAAGACGUUCGGGGUUCCGAUCGCGCAGCACCAGGCCAUCGCGUUCAUCCUGGCCGAUAUGGCGGUGGGGGUGGAGAGCUCGAGGUUGAUGUGGAUGAAGGCGGCGUGGGAGGUGGACAACGGGAUGAGGAAUUCGUACUCGGCGUCGAUUGCUAAGUUGCUGGCUAGCGAUGUCGCUAACAGGAAUGCGUCGGAGGCGGUGCAGGUGUUCGGAGGGGCGGGGUUUAAUAGCGAGUACCCGGUGGAGAAGCUGAUGAGGGAUGCGAAGAUUUUCCAGAUUUAUGAGGGGACGUCGCAGAUUCAGAAGAUUGUGAUUUCGAGGCAUGUGUUGAGUAGUUGGAAAUAAAGAUGUGUGAAGGGGGAA